Molecule: messenger RNA, 1757 nt
Organism: Rosa rugosa (rugosa rose)
Lineage: Eukaryota; Viridiplantae; Streptophyta; Magnoliopsida; Rosales; Rosaceae
Product: chaperone protein ClpB1-like
Exons: 5
Coding region: 28-1311 (427 amino acids)
Biological process (GO): cellular response to heat
Cellular component (GO): cytoplasm
Molecular function (GO): ATP hydrolysis activity; ATP binding
Source: RefSeq, a predicted model, not a curated record
GAGAUUGAUGACCCGUGUGUUGUCUAUAUGGAUGCCUCUGUGGGGACAGAGGAGUUGUCUUAUUUUAGAUUUGAGAAGAUGAGUGCAUUAGAUUAUGAUCAGGAAUUAAGGGACUUCAUAAACUCUUCAAGUGAAUUAAGAUCAACAUACAGGAAAGAGAAGGUCUGGCUGAAGAAAGUUUCCAUGCUGAAACGAUGUUUUCCUGAAUUUCUGGCUAAUGAAAAGGCGGUGAAGGAUCCGGCCAAAGUUUCUAAGGUUCUGCAUAUAAUAGACAGUCUAUUAGAAAAUGCAACUCAUGAAAAUGCCACAGUGAAUGCUUUUGGCUCCUUGGAGAAAUCUGUUGAACCUCGGGAUGAUCAAUUGGGGAGAUCUAAGAAGAUGGCUAAGAAUGGUAUCAAUGGUCUGCGAGCAUCUUUGUCCAAUCUGAUGGUAAAGGACGAAUUCAUUGGUACAGUAGCUGCAGCCUUUCUCAUGUCUAUUGAUUCUCCACCACAGGGUCUCCCAUGUAGACCUGCCAAGACAUUUUUACUGUUGGGUCUUACGGAAGUUGGUAAGGCAGAUCUUGUUAAAGGUUUAAUGGAGCAUUUUGUGAGUGAUAAUGGGAUGAGCCUAUUGUUUCAAAUUGAUAUGUCCAAGCAUGAUGACACUGAGACAUGUUUCUCAAGCAUGUACACUAGCAAUGAGCAAGCGGUGAAGAUAGUGCCUUAUAGUAUUUUCCUUAUUGAUCGAGUUGAAGAUGCCCUUCCCUCCGAGUUCAAUGCUCUAAUACAACUGCUUGACUGCUGUACAAUGAGUGACCAGCAUGGCCGCAAGGUUAUUUUUAGUUGCUGCAUUGUCAUGGUUGCUUCAAGCGCUGGGAACAAGGACUUCAUUGAAAAACUUGUCCACAGGAAAUAUAGUGCCAGAUUUAAUGGGAAUGUCCUUGGACAGGAACUAAAGACACUUAGGUUCGAAUUGCUGAAUCGAAUGGAUGAGAUGGUACUAUUCAGUUCCUUAUUUGGUGAUCAACUUGGAAAAUUCCUAAGGCUGUCAAUGGAUGGUGGAGGUGAUCUUCAUGAGAAUCCUGUAAAGGAGGCUCUUGCAUUUGAACUUGCUUUUCAGGAUUUGUUUCUGCCUGCUAAAUCUCUACCUGAUCCACCCAGUCCACAGAACCAAGCAGAUUCUGUGCUCUAUCUCUUAAAAUGGCGUGUCGUCAGAGACGGUGGACUUGAAGUUAUGGACAAGAGUACCUUUUAUCGCCACUUCUUGAAUGGUUCAUCAGGGAAUAUGAAUGAGUCUGAUACAGGACCAGUAAUUCUAUUGUCACUAUAGCUUUCUCGCUAGUAGAACCUGUAUUUUGCACAGGAACUUAACAUAACUGAUGUCUUGCCAUAUGCAAAAGUAAACAAUUUCGACUCUUGGGCCCAAAAGAGUACCAAGAUUGCAAGGCAUGUAAGAGAAUUUCAAAGUUAUAUCAGGUUAGAUUCAGCUCUUGAAUCAUAUUUCAAGUUGCUUUGAGACCCUGUGAGCCAAGUUUUGUCUCAGGUCAGUCACAAAUGUCAAAUUUUAUGUUUACCAAUUCUGUAUCGACCCCUACCGUAACUGCCUUUUUAACCAUAACCACCGUAUGAAUUUUUUGUCUCAAUAUUCAUUGAUGCAAGGGCAUCAGCAAGGGUUUCGGUAUGUAAACAACUGAAGAAAUUCUACUGAAAGCGGAGGAAAAGCAAACAAAAAGAUGAAACAGAGGUUCUACCUAGCUGUGAGGCAUCAUCAUAUAU